Messenger RNA from Drosophila takahashii, 1422 nucleotides. Its product is annotated as phospholipase A1. NCBI's taxonomy places the organism in Eukaryota, Metazoa, Arthropoda, Insecta, Diptera, Drosophilidae. The record is from RefSeq and is a predicted model, not a curated record. Gene Ontology annotation, biological process: lipid catabolic process. Gene Ontology annotation, molecular function: lipase activity.
AUGUCUUUUUCGAUUCUAGUGGUGCUGCUGGUGGUGCUGCCUAUUAGGGCAGAUUUAACAAAGGAAUCCUCCAUUCAGAGUGCUGAAACCACAGAGAAAAUUUCUUUGGGCGUCAAAGAAUUUACUUCUGAAAAGUCAGACGAUACUACGAACCCAAAGAUAAUUAUUUCUCAAUUUAUGGAUAUUUUGGGAAACGACAGCUCUGUGGCCCUGAUUUUUCUGCGAAAUAAGAGUUUCAAUAAAUCCACUACGGAAAAACAAAUAGUCUUGGAUUUUCUAAGGGCCCAGACUUGUAGGAAUGGAUUUUUUAACGAGCGCCCAGAGACAAACUCUGUGGCCAGUGGCGCCCUGAACUUGCGACAGCUACCGCCCUUGUAUCAGGACCUGCUCCUGGACCGCCUGCAGGACCAGCUGCGCCAGCUGUUCAUCGGCCUGCCCCUGGACAUCGCCUUCUCCACCCUCAACUACAUAUGCAGCACGAUUGUCGAUCUCGGCGUGGUGAGGUCCAAGCUCAUUCCCGAUGUCUCGCGGCUGAGGUUCCUCCUGCGCACCGAGCACGAGUGCCAGAACACCAGCAUUCCCCUCAAGCAGGCCGAGGAGCUGUGGGACACUCCCGGGUUUUACCAGGACAGACCGACGGUCCUGUACAUCACCGGCUGGCGGACGAGCAUCAACGAUUCCAACAGCGGACCCGUGGCCAAGGCCUAUGGAUGUCGCAACGAUACCAAUGUUCUGGUUCUGGAUGCUGCCGACUUUGUGGACACCCUGUAUACAUGGUCGGCACUGAACACCGAGGUGAUUGGAGCCAAUCUGGCUAAGGCCCUGCUGCGGCUGAACGCCACCUAUGUGACGAACCAGUUCCAUUUGGUGGGCCACAGCCUGGGCGCCCAGAUAGCUGGCUCGGCGGGAAGGAACUAUCGACAGAUGUCCGGGGGACUGACCCUGAAGAGGAUAACCGGACUGGAUCCGGCCAACCCCUGUUUCUACGACGGCAACGACUUGGAGGGACUGCGCAGCGGCGACGCCCGGUUCGUGGACAUUAUCCACUCGAAUCCCGGCAUGCUCGGCUCUUCGAAGCGGGCCGGCGAUGCGGACUUCUUUGUCCAGGGGCGGAUUCCCUUCAAGGAGGGCUGCGAGGGCCUCACCACCAUCAGCUGCUCGCACCAGAGGGCCGUGGACUAUUGGACGGAAACGGUCUAUCCCUCGAACGAGAACGACUUUCUGGGCAGGCGAUGUGAUCGCUAUGCGGAACUCCUGCUGGGCAGCUAUUGUCGGGACACGAGGACCGUGAUGGGCUAUGCCGCCAAGCCCACGGAACUGGGACUCUUCUACGUGGCCGCCAAUCGAGCGGAGCCCUACGGCCAGAAUGCCAAUCCGCAGACCUACACCUUCUCAACCAGCGAGUGCGGAUCAUGUGAAUGA